Poecile atricapillus (Black-capped chickadee) is the source of this 6069-nucleotide messenger RNA. RefSeq names its product sodium channel protein type 2 subunit alpha-like. Bases 1 to 6069 code for a protein of 2022 amino acids. The transcript has 27 exons. Gene Ontology annotation, cellular component: voltage-gated sodium channel complex; axon; plasma membrane. NCBI's taxonomy places the organism in Eukaryota, Metazoa, Chordata, Aves, Passeriformes, Paridae. Gene Ontology annotation, molecular function: protein binding; voltage-gated sodium channel activity. Gene Ontology annotation, biological process: sodium ion transmembrane transport; neuronal action potential; membrane depolarization during action potential. The record is from RefSeq and is a predicted model, not a curated record.
AUGGCACAGGCACUGCUGGUACCACCUGGACCUGAAAGCUUCCGCUAUUUUACUAGAGAUUCUCUCGCAGCUAUUGAAAAGCGUUCUGCAGAAGAAAAAGCUAAAAAGCCCAAGCAAGAACAUACAGAUGAUGAUGAUGAAAAUGGUCCAAAACCAAACAGUGACUUGGAGGCAGGAAAGACACUGCCAUUUAUUUAUGGUGACAUACCUCCAGGAAUGGUAUCUGAACCUUUGGAAGACCUGGACCCAUACUAUAUCAAUAAAAAAACUUUCAUAGUAUUGAAUAAGGGAAAAGCAAUUUUCCGAUUCAGUGCCACAUCUGCCUUGUAUAUUUUAACUCCUUUUAAUCCCAUCAGAAAAAUUGCUAUCAAGAUUUUGGUGCAUUCAUUAUUCAGCAUGCUUAUAAUGUGCACUAUUUUGACCAAUUGUGUAUUUAUGACCAUGAGUAACCCUCCAGACUGGACAAAGAAUGUAGAGUACACUUUCACUGGAAUUUAUACCUUUGAAUCACUUAUCAAAAUUCUUGCAAGGGGCUUCUGCUUAGAAGGUUUUACUUUUCUGCGAGACCCAUGGAACUGGCUUGACUUCAGUGUAAUUUUAAUGGCGUAUGUAACAGAAUUUGUAAACCUAGGCAAUGUUUCAGCUCUUCGAACUUUCAGAGUAUUGAGAGCUUUGAAAACUAUUUCUGUAAUUCCAGGCCUGAAGACUAUAGUGGGAGCCCUGAUUCAGUCUGUGAAGAAGCUCUCGGAUGUGAUGAUCCUGACUGUGUUUUGUCUGAGUGUAUUUGCACUGAUAGGGCUGCAGCUGUUCAUGGGCAACCUGAGGAAUAAAUGCCUGCAGUGGCCUCCAGACAAUUCUACUUUUGAGAUAAACAUUAUUUCCUACUUUAACAGCACAAUGAAUGAAAAUGGUACAUUUGUUAACAUGACAGUGAGCACGUUUAACUGGAAGGAUUACAUUGAGGAUGAAACUCAUUUUUACAUUUUGGAAGGACAAAGAGAUGCCCUACUUUGUGGUAAUAGCUCUGAUGCAGGGCAAUGCCCAGAAGGAUAUAUAUGUGUGAAAGCUGGCAGAAACCCCAACUAUGGCUACACAAGUUUUGACACCUUUAGUUGGGCUUUUUUGUCACUGUUUCGGCUAAUGACUCAGGACUUCUGGGAAAACCUCUAUCAGCUGACACUGCGUGCUGCUGGGAAGACAUACAUGAUAUUUUUUGUUCUGGUGAUUUUUCUGGGCUCUUUCUAUCUGAUAAACCUGAUCCUGGCUGUGGUUGCCAUGGCCUACGAAGAACAAAAUCAAGCAACAAUGGAAGAAGCAGAGCAGAAAGAAGCAGAAUUUCAGCAAAUGCUGGAACAACUGAAGAAGCAACAAGAAGAAGCUCAGACAACAGCAGCAGUAGCAGCCGCAUCAGUUGCAUCAAGAGAUUUCAGUGGUGUAGGGGGACUGGGAGAACUCUUGGAAAGCUCUUCAGAAGCAUCAAAGUUAAGCUCAAAGAGUGCUAAAGAAAGAAGAAACAGAAGGAAGAAAAGAAGACAGAAAGAAAUGUCUGAAGCAGAGGACAAAGGAGAUAUUGAUAAGUUCCCAAAGUCUGAGUCAGAAGACAGUAUCAGAAGGAAAAGCUUCCGCUUCUCCACAGAAGGAAGUCAACUGACAUAUGAAAAAAGGCUCACUUCUCCUCAUCAGUCUUUGUUAAGCAUUCGUGGUUCUCUGUUCUCACCAAGGCGCAACAGCAAAACCAGCAUUUUCAGUUUCAGAGGUCAUGCAAAGGAUAUAGGAUCUGAAAAUGACUUUGCUGAUGAUGAACACAGCACUCUUGAAGACAAUGAGAGCAGAAGAGAUUCUCUCUUUGUUCCAAAUCGACAUGGAGAAAGGCGUAACAGUAACAUUAGCCAAAGCAGUGUGUCGUCUAGAAUGAUACCAGCCCUUCCAGUGAAUGGGAAGAUGCACAGCACCGUGGAUUGCAAUGGAGUGGUUUCCUUGGUUGGAGGGCCUUCAACUCUAACUUCUCCUACUGGUCAGCUUAUGCCAGAGGUAAUUGUAAGCAAGACAACUUCUGUAAGCUAUGGCACCACUACAGAAACAGAAAUAAGGAAAAGAAGACUGAGUUCAUACCAAAUUUCCAUGGAAAUGCUGGAAGAGUCUGCUGCAAGACAAAGAGCAAUGAGCAUAGCCAGCAUACUUACAAAUACAAUGGAAGAGCUUGAAGAAUCCAGACAGAAAUGCCCACCAUGCUGGUACAGAUUUGCAAAUACUUUCUUGAUCUGGGAUUGCUGGAGUCCAUGGUUAAAAGUAAAGCAUGUCGUCAAUUUAGUUGUGAUGGAUCCAUUUGUUGAUCUUGCUAUAACGAUUUGCAUUGUUUUAAACACCUUGUUUAUGGCCAUGGAGCAUUACCCAAUGACAGAACAGUUUAGCAGUGUCCUUUCUGUGGGGAAUUUGGUAUUCACUGGAAUAUUUACAGCAGAAAUGGUACUAAAGAUUAUUGCCAUGGAUCCUUAUUAUUAUUUUCAAGAAGGCUGGAAUAUUUUUGAUGGUAUUAUUGUUAGCCUUAGUUUAAUGGAGCUUGGUCUUGCAAAUGUUGAAGGAUUAUCUGUUCUUCGGUCAUUCAGAUUGCUUCGAGUCUUCAAACUGGCAAAAUCUUGGCCAACCCUAAAUAUGCUGAUUAAGAUUAUUGGCAACUCCGUAGGAGCUCUGGGGAAUCUGACCCUGGUGCUGGCCAUCAUUGUGUUCAUUUUCGCUGUGGUUGGGAUGCAGCUGUUUGGGAAAAGCUACAAGGAAUGCGUCUGCAAGAUCUCCAGUGACUGCGUGCUCCCUCGCUGGCACAUGCAUGACUUUUUCCACUCUUUCCUGAUUGUAUUCCGAGUGCUGUGUGGAGAAUGGAUAGAAACAAUGUGGGACUGCAUGGAGGUUGCAGGCCAAACCAUGUGCCUUAUUGUUUUCAUGCUGGUCAUGGUGAUUGGAAACCUAGUGGUAUUGAACCUAUUUCUGGCCUUGCUGCUGAGCUCGUUUAGCUCAGACAACCUUGCUGCUACAGAUGAUGAUAAUGAAAUGAACAAUCUCCAGAUUGCUGUGGCAAGGAUUCAGAAAGGCAUAGAUUAUGUUAAAAAAAAGAUACAGGAGUUCAUCCGAAAAGCCUUCGUUAGAAAGCAGAAGUCUUUAGAGGAAAUCAAAGCACUUGAAGAGCUAAACAACAAGAAAGACAGCUGCAUUUCCAAUCACACUGCCGUUGAAAUAAGCAAAGAUCUGAAUUACCUUAAAGAUGGGAAUGGAACCACCAGUGGUGUAGGCACAGGCAGCAGUGUGGAAAAAUAUGUAAUUGAUGAAAACGAUUAUAUGUCAUUCAUAAACAACCCAGGCCUCACUGUGACAGUGCCCAUUGCACUUGGAGAAUCAGAUUUUGAAAAUUUAAAUACAGAAGAAUUUAGCAGCGAAUCUGAUAUGGAAGAAAGCAAACAGAAACUAAAUGCAUCAAGCUCAUCAGAAGGCAGCACUGUUGAUAUUGCUCCUCCUGGAGAGGGCGAGCAAGCAGAAAUUGAAAGUGAAGAAGCUCUUGAACCAGAAGCUUGUUUUACUGAAGGUUGUGUGCAGAAAUUUCCAUGUUGUCAAGUAAGUAUAGAAGAUGGCAAAGGAAAAACUUGGUGGAAUCUUAGAAAAACCUGCUACAGCAUAGUUGAACACAACUGGUUUGAGACUUUCAUUGUAUUCAUGAUUCUCCUCAGCAGUGGAGCACUAGCUUUUGAAGAUAUAUAUAUUGAACAACGCAAAACUAUCAAGACCAUGCUAGAAUAUGCUGACAAAGUUUUUACGUAUAUUUUCAUUUUGGAAAUGCUUUUAAAAUGGGUAGCAUAUGGUUUUCAAAUAUAUUUUACAAAUGCCUGGUGCUGGCUGGACUUCCUGAUUGUUGAUGUGUCAUUGGUUAGCUUAAUAGCCAAUGCUCUGGGCUAUUCUGAACUUGGUGCCAUUAAAUCGCUACGGACAUUAAGAGCUUUAAGACCUUUAAGAGCCUUGUCACGAUUUGAAGGAAUGAGGGUGGUUGUAAAUGCCCUUGUAGGAGCAAUCCCAUCUAUCAUGAAUGUAUUGCUGGUAUGUCUUAUAUUCUGGCUAAUCUUCAGCAUCAUGGGAGUAAAUCUUUUUGCUGGAAAAUUCUAUCACUGUGUCAACACCACAACUGGUGAGAUGUUUGAUAUCAGUGAUGUCAACAAUUAUACUCAGUGUGUGGAACUCAUAAAAAGCAAUCAAAGUGCUCGAUGGAAGAAUGUGAAAGUAAACUUUGACAAUGUAGGAGCUGGAUAUCUUGCUCUACUUCAAGUAGCUACUUUCAAAGGAUGGAUGGAUAUUAUGUAUGCUGCUGUUGAUUCACGAGAUGUAAAAGAUCAACCUAAGUAUGAGGACAACUUGUAUAUGUAUCUCUAUUUUGUCAUUUUUAUCAUUUUUGGAUCAUUUUUUACCUUGAACCUUUUCAUUGGCGUUAUUAUAGACAACUUCAACCAACAAAAAAAGAAGUUUGGAGGUCAGGAUAUAUUUAUGACAGAAGAACAGAAGAAAUAUUACAAUGCAAUGAAAAAACUGGGAUCCAAAAAGCCACAGAAACCUAUACCGAGGCCAGUGAACAAAUUCCAAGGCAUGAUCUUUGAUUUUGUAACCAAACAAGUAUUUGACAUCAGCAUCAUGAUACUUAUCUGCCUUAACAUGGUCACAAUGAUGGUAGAAACAGAUGAUCAGAGUAAAGAAAUGGAAACAAUUUUAUCCCGAAUUAACCUGGUGUUCAUCGUCCUUUUCACUGGAGAAUUUGUCCUGAAAUUGAUUUCACUUCGCCAUUACUACUUCACUGUAGGCUGGAAUAUUUUUGAUUUUGUGGUUGUGAUUCUCUCCAUAGUAGGCAUGUUCUUAGCUGAGAUGAUUGAGAAGUACUUUGUGUCACCCACUUUGUUCAGAGUCAUCCGGCUUGCCAGAAUCGGUCGAAUCCUGCGCCUCAUUAAAGGCGCUAAGGGAAUCCGCACUCUGCUUUUUGCUUUGAUGAUGUCUCUUCCUGCUCUGUUCAACAUUGGGCUGCUGCUUUUCCUGGUCAUGUUCAUCUACGCCAUAUUUGGCAUGUCCAACUUUGCCUAUGUCAAGAGGGAAGUUGGGAUUGAUGACAUGUUCAAUUUUGAAACGUUUGGCAACAGCAUGAUCUGCCUGUUUCAGAUCACCACAUCCGCGGGCUGGGAUGGUUUGCUUGCCCCAAUCCUUAACAGUGGGGAGCCAGACUGUGACCCCCAUAAAGAUCAUCCAGGGAGCUCUGUGAAAGGUGACUGUGGCAACCCUUCUGUUGGGAUUUUCUUCUUUGUCAGCUACAUUAUCAUCUCCUUCCUGGUAGUGGUGAACAUGUACAUUGCUGUGAUUUUGGAGAACUUCAGUGUUGCUACUGAAGAAAGUGCUGAACCCUUGAGUGAGGAUGACUUUGAGAUGUUUUAUGAAGUCUGGGAGAAGUUUGAUCCCGACGCAACACAAUUCAUAGAAUAUAGUAAAUUAUCCGAUUUUGCGGCUUCAUUAGAUCCACCUCUUCUCAUAGCAAAACCAAACAAAGUCCAGCUUAUUGCAAUGGAUCUGCCCAUGGUGAGCGGUGACCGAAUUCACUGCCUUGACAUCUUGUUUGCUUUCACAAAGCGUGUGCUGGGGGAAAGUGGGGAGAUGGAUGCCCUCAGAAUACAGAUGGAAGAUCGGUUUAUGGCAGCCAAUCCUUCUAAAGUCUCCUAUGAACCAAUUACAACCACACUGAAACGAAAGCAGGAGGAGGUGUCUGCUGUCAUCAUUCAGCGUGCUUACAGACGUCACCUUUUAAGGGUAAAAGUUAAACAGGUGUCUAGUAUAUAUAAUAGAAAUAAAAACAAAGAAGGAGAUGGACACAUUAUAAAAGAGAUAAUUAUUGAUAAACUAAAAGGGAACUCCACUCCAGAAAAAACAGAUGAGAGUUCCUCUACAACUUCCCCGCCCUCUUAUGACAGUGUAACAAAGCCAGACAAAGAAAAAUAUGAAAAAGAUAAAGCAGAAAAGAACUACAAAGGUAAAGACAUCAGGGAAAAUAAAAAAUAA